AUGCAUCUCCCCUUGCUGGAGUUCUGUUUCCACCUGGCUGAGGGAGGCUGGGAGAAGGGGGCAGCGAGCCCCCUCUGUCUUGCCCCUCUUGGGCUUCCCUUGGUCCUUUCCUCCACCGUUCUCUCAACAGGCUGCUCAGGAGCUCCAGGCAAGGUGGCCCACCAACUGCUGCACCAGCUCUUUGCCAAUUACUCCAGCGCUCUGCGGCCAGCAGAGGACACGGAGCAGGCCCUCAACGUCACCCUUCAGGUCACCCUCUCCCAGAUCAUAGACAUGGACGAGAGGAACCAAAUCUUGACUGCUUACCUGUGGAUCCGGCAGGUCUGGGUGGAUGCUUACCUAAGAUGGAACAAGGAAGACUACGGGGGCAUUGACAGCAUCCAGAUUCCCAGCAGCUACGUGUGGAGACCCGACAUUGUCCUUUACAACAAUGCCGAUGACCAGUUCACCAGCUCCAUGGAGACCAACGUGGUGAUCCGUUGUGACGGGCAGAUCAGGUGGGACUCCCCGGCCAUUACCAAGAGCUCCUGCAAGGUGGACGUCUCCUAUUUCCCCUUUGAUGGGCAGCAGUGUCCCCUGACCUUUGGCUCCUGGACCUACAACGGCAACCAGAUUGACCUUCUCAGCAUGCAAGAGACGGGAGACCUGACGGACUUUGUGGAGAACGUGGAGUGGGAAGUGCUGGGGAUGCCGGCCAAGAGGAACGUCAUCACUUACGGCUGCUGCUCGGAACCUUAUCCAGAUGUCACCUACACACUGCUGCUGAGACGGAGGGCCUCCUUCUACGUCUUCAACCUUCUGUUGCCCUGCAUCAUGAUCUCCUUCCUAGCCCCCCUGGGCUUCUACCUUCCGGCAGACUCAGGCGAGAAGGUGUCCCUGGGGGUGACCGUCCUUCUGGCCCUGACGGUCUUCCAACUGCUUGUGGCUGAAAGCAUGCCACCCUCCGAGAACGUGCCCCUGAUUGGGAAGUACUACAUCGCCACCAUGACGAUGAUCACAGCCUCCACCGCCUUGACCAUCUUUAUCAUGAACCUCCACCACUGUAGCCCCGGGGCCAGGCCCGUCCCCAGGUGGGCCCGCAAGUUCAUUCUGCGGUACAUGGCCCGCAUCUUCUUCGUCUAUGAAAUUGGGGACAGCUGCAAGAGCACCCCGCAGGAGCUGGACCCACUCCCCCAAGUCCAGAGGGCCAACGGGCCUGGACCUCUUCCUAAGGAGGCGGAGCCUGAGGAACAACCGCCUUGCCCCAGAAAGAGAUGUUGGUGCCACCAGGAGAGCAUCCUUCAGAAUGUGGACUACAUCGCCAACUGCUUCCGAGAGCAGAAGGCUGCUUCCAGACGGAUGGGGGAGUGGAAGAAGGUGGCCAAGGUGAUGGACCGCUUCUUCAUGUGGACCUUCUUUGCUAUGGUGGCCAUCAUGAGCGUCCUGGUCAUGGGCCAAGCUGUGUGAUGCACGGCACCCAUUGUGUGGCAGGGAAAGGCAAAGGAGGACCCACACAAUUG
Messenger RNA from Ahaetulla prasina, 1499 nucleotides. It is a transcript of the gene CHRNA10, whose product is annotated as cholinergic receptor nicotinic alpha 10 subunit. The transcript is spliced from 6 exons. The record is from RefSeq and is a predicted model, not a curated record. Gene Ontology annotation, molecular function: acetylcholine-gated monoatomic cation-selective channel activity; transmembrane signaling receptor activity. Lineage: Eukaryota; Metazoa; Chordata; Lepidosauria; Squamata; Colubridae. Gene Ontology annotation, biological process: monoatomic ion transmembrane transport; signal transduction; nervous system process. The coding region runs from base 1 to 1446 and encodes 481 amino acids. Gene Ontology annotation, cellular component: neuron projection; postsynaptic membrane; synapse.